This is a messenger RNA of Postia placenta MAD-698-R-SB12, 1695 nucleotides long. RefSeq lists its product as hypothetical. Gene Ontology annotation, molecular function: ATP binding; nucleic acid binding; RNA helicase activity. Bases 1 to 1695 code for a protein of 564 amino acids. NCBI's taxonomy places the organism in Eukaryota, Fungi, Basidiomycota, Agaricomycetes, Polyporales, Adustoporiaceae. The record is from RefSeq and is a predicted model, not a curated record. Gene Ontology annotation, biological process: maturation of SSU-rRNA. The transcript has 10 exons.
AUGGAGGCUUUCCAACUGCUAUCUCGCGGAGGGAUCAGAUUCGACAAGAGCAGGUUCAGGAAGGAUGUGCAACUCUUUGAUAAAACCAAGGCAUCUUCUCACAAGGGAAAGAGUGUAGCAAAAGCUGCGGAUGAGGAAAUACCGCCAGAGUUAGACUUCUUCAAGUAUGCGCAAGGCGGUUCCUCGAAGCGCAAGGCCUCAGAAGGCGAAGGCGAUACUCCAACGAUGAAAAAAUCGAAGAAGCAGAGAACAGAUGAUGAAGACUCCGGCGGCCAGACUCAGGACGAGGAAGACCCACCCAUGCCCAGGCAUCGUGUUACGACGAAAGGGACCAAUGUGCCCGAACACGCAGAAACCUUCCAAGCGUUUCAGGAACAAUAUAACAUGUCGCCUGUACUGCUGUCGAACCUCAAGCAGAGUGGUUAUAAGCAUCCGACUGGUAUUCAGUCAUACGGCAUUCCGAUCCUAAUGGAGUCCAGAGACCUCGCUGCCAUUUCGCCAACUGGAACAGGAAAGACGCUGUCAUAUCUGCUACCCGUCAUGUCGCUGUUGGGCUCUCCUUCCUCUCGCGCGAAGGAUGAACAUGGGACAGGUGUUCGCGCUCUCAUUCUCGCGCCGACACGUGAAUUAGCGCAUCAAAUUCACAACGAAUGCCUCAAGUUAGCGCAAGGCCGCAAAUGGAGGAUUACUCUUUUCAGCAAAGCUACUGCUAGUACAUUAGCAGACAAAAGCGUGCGGGAUAAAGUAGACAUCGUAAUUAGCACACCAUUGCGGUUGGUCUCGGCUCUACAAGCCGGCCAUCUAGAGCUUCAUAAUGUUAGACAUGUUGUCCUCGACGAAGCGGACCGGAUGCUUGACACCGAGUUCCUCCCGCAAGUCCAAGAAAUCAUAUCCGCGUGCACAUACCCUCGGGUACAAAAAGCUGUCUUUAGUGCGACUCUGCCUGCAGGCGUCGAGAAGGUCGCAAUGAGCAUGCUCAAGGACCCUAUUCGAGUGGUCGUCGGUCUCAAAGACACGCCCUUACCCCUCAUCGCACAAUCGCUCGUCUACGUAGCGGACGACCCGUCAAAGCUACCUACAUUGUUGCAGUACCUAUCACAACCGUACAAUCCACCAGUGCUUGUAUUCGUUUCUUCACAGCCACGUGCUACGUCACUAGCGGAGGAACUAGUCCUCAACAGCGUGCCAAACGUCGAUUGCCUGCACGCGGGUAUGAGCAGGAAGGAGCGAGAGGAGGCCGUCUCGCGCAUGCGGCGUGGUGAAAGCUGGGUAAUGGUGAGCACAGAGGUGAUGGCCCGAGGCAUGGACUUCAAGGGGGUCAGGGAAGUCAUCAACUAUGACUUUCCUCAGAGUGUGCAGAGCUAUGUUCAUCGCAUCGGUCGCACGGGUCGCGCCGGGAGGGAAGGCAAGGCGAUAACGUACUUCACCGAUGAAGACGCGCCAUUUCUGAAAACCAUUGCGAACGUACUGCUUCAGUCUGGGUCCCCUGUACCCGAGUGGAUACUCAAGCUGCCCAAGCCGUCGAAGGUGAAGCGGCGUCAGAUGGGAAAGACGAGGCGCACGGAUGCAGUGAAUAAUGCGAGUAAAACUGGUCGAAAUGAUGCAAUCAAGAAGAGGGAUAUGAUUGCUGGCUCGAAAAGACGGAAGGAGAAGUGUCAGGGUCAGGGACUCGCCGGCGUUUGGAGCGACGAGUGA